AUGGGCAACAUGAUCCUAUUCACUAGCUCGGUUUUAGUUUGGGCUGGAUAUGCUGCCGCUCAAGCCUCCAGUGGGACGUUCAGUGUACUUUCAUAUAACGUUGCGGGACUGCCUGAGCUCUUAUCCUCUGGAAAUCCGGCAACAAACACCCCACUUCUGGCUCCUAAACUAGCUCCCUAUGGGAUAGUCAAUGUACAAGAGGACUUUAACUACCAUGCCGCCCUCUAUGCGGGUGAUAAGCACGCCUAUCGGACAGCUACUUCUGGUGGUGUUCCGUUUGGCUCAGGAUUGAAUACUUUAUCCAACUAUCCUUUCAUCGACCUUCAGAGAGUAACAUGGUCCAAAUGCGCGGUCGGGAGUGGUGACUGCUUGACACCAAAGGGAUUUACCCUUCUGCGAGCCAGGGUUGACACUGGCGUUAUGUCGACAUUUACAAUCUCCACACAGAUGCUGGAUCCGAGUCAGCUGACAUCACUGCUCGAAAUGCAAACAUUGCUCAACUCUUCUGGUGCCCCCGCAGAAGGUUCAUCUGCACUUGUCUGUCCUGAUAACGGAGCAGCACUCUCACUUACCGCCACCCGCUUUAACAAUGAAAAUUCUGCAUUCUUGAACUCGACCGGAUAUCCUCUUUCGGACCAUUAUCCCAUUACAACUACAUUCACCUACUCGCUUUCCACAUCGAGGCGGUUGACAGAUCUUGCGGGAGGAUCGGGGGGAACUUGGUUCUCCGACCUCCCAUCUCUGCCAAGUGGCACACCAACCUUGACCUCUAUUACCCUAUCUGGAGCAAACAGGUUUGAUUACAUCUCCCUCACUCUUUCUACGGGGACUACUUUCAAACACGGGGGCACCGGCGGAACACCCGUGACUCUUACUCUCAGUUCUGGCGAAAGGAUCACGAGCUUGCGAGUUGACACUGGUAGUUACAACAGUGAUACAAGAGUAUUCUAUGUUGGCAUUGGGACGAGCAGCGGGAGGACAUUGGGAGCUGGUACCCAAACAAGCUCGACCGUCACGUGGACUGCACCAAGUGGGUUGGGAUUGAAAGGAAUUUACGGGAAGUCCGGCGAUGGAGUUGAUUUGUUGGGAGGAAUCUGGGCCUAG
Rhizoctonia solani is the source of this 1104-nucleotide messenger RNA. RefSeq lists its product as uncharacterized. NCBI's taxonomy places the organism in Eukaryota, Fungi, Basidiomycota, Agaricomycetes, Cantharellales, Ceratobasidiaceae. Gene Ontology annotation, cellular component: cytoplasm. The coding region runs from base 1 to 1104 and encodes 367 amino acids. Gene Ontology annotation, molecular function: sphingomyelin phosphodiesterase activity. The record is from RefSeq and is a predicted model, not a curated record. The transcript has 8 exons.